AUGGACGUUCAAAGUCAUAGGUUCCUAUAUAGAAUAAAAAGGAAAGAUCAGUUUUUCAUUCUGAGUGAUGACGAGGUGUCAGUGUUAUUCUGUUUUCUGUGUUCUGACUCUGGUCCUCCUGUUUUCACUGACACAGAGUGGCUGGACUUGCUUAAUGUGAUACGGCAGAGAGUGUACUGUAAAUAUGAUCCUGUAACACGUGAUGAAGCACAGCAGAUUCUGGAUAGUCUGAAGUCAUAUGAUUACCUUUGGGAUGAUCAGGACAAGAUCACGAAAGACACAAAGGAUGAGACCAUUUAUAAAAUAGCAUUAAAAGGCCGUGAAAUACCAUUCUAUUACAGUAGUUAUGACACAGCCAGUUUGUAUCUGAGAUCAUACAAAUACAACAGAAAACCUGGAGAGAAGUGUGUCAGUAGAGUCGUUGAAUCCUUACUGAUACUCCGUCUACAGAUGAACAUACUGACUCACGUCACUAUGGAGGACACAAGUAUAUAUGAUAAAAUACAUCAACUAUUGAAUGUGUCAAACCAAAUACUAAAGGAGAAUGAAGAUAAAAGAAAAGAAUUUGUAAUGGAACUAAGAAAAGGAGGAGAGAUUGUACGUUACAAAGGAAGAUCACAGGGCAGUGUAGAUCACAUGAAGUGGCUUUGGAGAUACGGGGUCUGGGCAAGACCUGACAUCGUGAGAUCCUUUAUAGGCCGUCAUCCACACAAUGACAUUUACAUCAUCGACAAGAAAGCUUACAGAAAACCAAGUAAACUCGAUAAGUAUUCGUCAAAUAUCCGAUGUCUACUGUUCUGCUUACUGAUGACAGAGAAGUAUCAGUUAAAUCUCAAUGUACAAUCACACAGAAUCACAAGGGACAAAAUCAGACAGAGGUAUUUCCCUGAUAUUACUGAUGACGGUUGGGUAGAUCUUCCUGAAGAAAUUAUAGAAACACGUGAUGUUGUGAUAACGUUUAUAUCAGACGACAUCCGACAUGACGUCAUGUACGCCUUUGUUACUGAGUGUCUGGUGAAGGACAGUGAUCUGAAGUUUUUCCUGAUCACGGCGUCACGUGACGUUAUAUCAGAGUACUGCAGAUCCUGGGAUUAUAAGAAAAGUGAGGGAGAGAGAUGUCUGUAUGUACCGGACAGACCGGAGAAGAUGUAUGACCUCUUCAUAGACAAACUACAACUGGACAUCAUCUCACACUGCACUGUGUCUGACGAGGGGAUUCAUAACAGGAUCAGUAACAAGUUGGGAGUCCCAGAAGAAGUACUACAAUGGGACCAGGAGGCCAGAGAGCGGUAUGUGGAGUACGCUAAGAGAGGAACACAGACAGUCCACCACGCCCGGGGGAUGAUUGUAGGAUGUGCUGGGGCGGGGAAAACCACGCUACUUAAACGUCUGCUUGGUUGUAGUGAAGAAGAAAUUAAGAAAAUAAAAUCCACUGAGGGAUUGGAGGUGCAUGAGGAAAUAUUUGACAUUUGUGAUGAAACAAGAUCAUUAAAAGCAAAGAAAAGCAAGAAUAACAACGAGAAAAUAAAUGCUACAAACGUUGACCCUACGACACUGACAUUCUAUGACUUUGGGGGACAGUGUGCGUACUACGCCUGUCACCAGAUUUACCUGACCAGGAGAGCUUUCUAUAUUGUGGUGGUGGACGCUUCUAAACGUCUUGACCAGAAGGUGGAUAAGGAAGUGUGUGAUCAAGAUGGAAGCGUAUUCUGUGGAUGGACCUAUGGAGACUAUUUUGAGUUCUGGAUAAAGUCUAUACACACCUACUGUGGUUCUGACAAUGAAAAAGAUACAAAGCCCGUAGUUAUAAUUGUAGCAAGUCAUUGGAAAGAAGGAAUCAGACAGUUCAGGGAUUCAAAUCAACUGAUUGAGAGCUUGCGCCAUCAAUUUCCAAAGACAUCCAAUUUAUCACAGUACAUCACAGGCGAUAACGUUUAUUGUGUAGAUUUUACUUUACCUCUCCAUUAUUUAGAAACUUGCUUCUUCAACAUAGCUUCCAAUCAACGAUGGAGAGAAAGCAUUCCAAAAGAAUGGUCUUUCUUUGGAAUAGAAAUUAACCAGAAAAAGCACUCGGAGCGGAUCUUGAAAAUCUCAAAUUUAACAACGGAAAUUCCAGGGAUUACGGCUAAAGAAAAGAUGGAUUCAGAUAAAGCUGAAAAGGGUGCACAAGACAUGCUGAGAUAUUAUCAUGAUGCCGGAAAAGCUUUAUAUUUUAAUGAAAAUGGUCUAGGAGAAGAGGUUAUUAUUGACGUCCAAUGGUUUAUUGACGCCUUCAAACAUAUCAUCACAGACAAGCUUCAUUUCAUAGGUAUCCCUGUCACUCAAGAUGACUGGGAUGAAUAUUAUGAGACUGGAAAUUUGCGGGACCGGCUUCUGAUAGAAAUUUGGAAACAUAAAGAUAAAGAAUUGUUUGAAAAGCUGAAGGAAGAAGACCAAGAUUAUAAAAUUAAAUUUGGAUCAUAUAAGGAAGAUAAACGAUAUCUGCAAUUUCAUAGGAUAUCACUUCUCAGUUUUAUGCAAAGACUUGGUUUACUGGCCCUUGGUACAAAGUCCCACUAUGUUCCAUGCAUGAACAGGAAAGAAGUGGAGUGUCAUCUUUCAAAUCUGAUUAACAAUUCGCACAGUAAAACGUCAGUACUUAUUUAUCGAUUUGACUUCUUACCGUUUUUCUUGUUUUAUCGACUUACUAUCCAUUGCAUGCAAGAAGAUGGUUGGAAUGUACUACAAAAUCAAGGUACAUCUUGCCUCUACAAAAACGCCGCUUUGUUCUCGUGUAAGGAAACAAACUUCCUUUUGUCCGUGACAGAAGAGUCUAUACAACUUCAGGUAUUCUGUUUGAUACCAGGACGUAAUUUGGAAAGGACAAAAACGUGCAAGAUUCAAGAAAGAAUUGAAGACCUGUUAAAUGAUUUAGCGGGAACAUUUCAUAGAAAAAUAGAGUUUGUAAGAGGUUUCAGAUGUCAAAUAGACGAAGAAAAAGUGAUUGCUGUUGAUAUCAAAGGACAUUUCUUACUAGAAAAAAAUUACAUUCCAAAAGAAGACUGUAAAAUGAUGUGCCCGUUGCAUACGAUUUCAGAUCAGCAUGUCAUUGAUACAGCUGAGUUUACUAGAUAUUGGAAAUUGGAAAGAGAAACCGUGCCUUAAAAUUUCAAAAAAAAUAGAAUAUUUUUUAAUUUAAUUCUAAAUUGUUGAUGGCUUACAAAUUUUUAAAGUAACUUGUAGCUCGUUUCACUUAUUGGGCUCGUUGUUUUAUUGUCCCUCAGCUUAAAAGAUAGGAUUAUGUGGAAAUCCUCCUUAUCUCGUUAUUCAUCUUUCCUUCUGUUUGCAUUGUCGUGUGAACUGUUUAAAAUUCUCGACUUCAUAAGAAUAACCAGAAAAAAAAUUACAAAUGUUGGCACAUAGCAUCCUUAGGUAAAGGGCAAUGAAAAGGAACCAUAUAUAAGAUUGGAAUAUGUAAUGAUUUCUUUUUUAUUAUUUUUCUUAAACUCCCCCUUAAUUACUGCAGGACUAAAAAUACUAACUUCAACUCUCUGCCCUUGCACCUUUAAGUAACGCAUGUACAUAAUUUAUUAAUCGAUGUCAACUUUCAAUAAUCAGAUUCACCCACACAGAUAUGUAAUAAAUUACGAAUAUAUUGUACAUACAAUAUAAAACGAGGUCAACCGUCGAUCAUUAGAUGAAAUAUUAGGUUUAUAUUAGUGUAUAUACAUAGAUCAUGUAGAUAUAUACAUGUAAAAAAAAAUAAUAAAUUGAACCCGAAUAAUAAUUUAAUUUAUAUGUUUCAUAUUUCAACAUUUUAAGAUAGCAUCCAGGUGGCCAGUUCAUCUGUCCGUCUCCCAUACCAUGUAUGUG
Messenger RNA from Saccostrea cuccullata (small rock oyster), 3852 nucleotides. RefSeq lists its product as uncharacterized. The record is from RefSeq and is a predicted model, not a curated record. Lineage: Eukaryota; Metazoa; Mollusca; Bivalvia; Ostreida; Ostreidae. Bases 1 to 3144 code for a protein of 1047 amino acids. The transcript has 8 exons.